This is a messenger RNA of Rattus norvegicus (Norway rat), 1690 nucleotides long. It is a transcript of the gene Gstz1, whose product is annotated as glutathione S-transferase zeta 1. NCBI's taxonomy places the organism in Eukaryota, Metazoa, Chordata, Mammalia, Rodentia, Muridae. The record is from RefSeq and is a predicted model, not a curated record. Gene Ontology annotation, cellular component: cytoplasm. Gene Ontology annotation, molecular function: maleylacetoacetate isomerase activity; glutathione transferase activity; catalytic activity. Gene Ontology annotation, biological process: L-phenylalanine catabolic process; aromatic amino acid metabolic process.
AGAUUUCCUUUCUGACCAGAGUCCAGGAUCCUCUGGUGCCGUCGAGCCUGCUUUCCCAUUGGCUCCUGAGAACCACCCCUUUGGGUUCCGCCCCCUGCCUCACAGUUCUGUUAGGAAAGACAAUUCUUAGGAAGCUACUGCACUAUGGCUAGCAAGCCUGUUCUCUAUUCCUAUUUCCGAAGCUCCUGUUCAUGGAGAGUUCGAAUUGCUCUGGCGUUAAAAGGCAUUGACUAUGAGAUAGUGCCCAUCAACCUCAUAAAGGAUGGCGGGCAACAGUUCUCCGAGGAAUUUCAGACCCUGAAUCCCAUGAAGCAAGUGCCAGCACUGAAGAUUGAUGGAAUCACCAUUGGCCAGUCACUGGCCAUCCUGGAGUACCUGGAAGAGACUCGACCCAUCCCACGGCUCCUGCCCCAGGACCCACAGAAAAGAGCCAUCGUGCGCAUGAUUUCUGACCUCAUCGCCAGUGGCAUCCAGCCCCUUCAGAACCUGUCUGUCCUGAAGCAAGUGGGACAGGAGAACCAGAUGCCUUGGGCCCAAAAGGCUAUUACUUCCGGCUUUAAUGCUCUGGAGAAGAUCCUGCAAAGCACAGCAGGGAAGUACUGUGUAGGAGAUGAGGUGUCCAUGGCUGAUGUGUGCUUAGCGCCCCAAGUGGCAAAUGCUGAAAGGUUCAAGGUGGACCUAAGCCCCUACCCUACCAUCAGUCACAUCAACAAGGCACUGCUGGCCUUAGAGGCUUUCCAAGUGUCUCACCCCUGUCGACAGCCAGAUACACCGGCCGAGCUGAGGACUUAGCUCCCAAACCAUGCCUCACUGGUACAGGGAGGGGAGUAGGGCUCAGAUGUUGGGUGUCUUAGGGUUUUACUGCUGUGAAGAGACACCAAGACCAUGGCAACUCUAAAAGAGGAAAACAUUUAAUUGGGGUGGGCUUACAGUUUCAGAGGUUCAGUCUAUUAUCAUCAUGGUGGGAGCAUGGUAGCAUCCAGGCACACAUGGUGUUGGAGAGGUAACUGAGAGUUCACAUCUGGAUCCGAAGGCAGCAGGAAGAGGGAGUGACACUGGGCCUGGCAUGAGCAACCUGAAACCUUAAAGCCGGUUCCCAAUGAUACUUUUCCUCCAAAAAGGCCACACCUGCUAUUAGUGCCACUACCAACGUACCCGAUGGGGGUCAUUUUUGUUCAAAUCCAAGCAGGCCCAGAAAUGAAUGAAUUGUAGUAGAGGAUUUGAACUUUAGCUCUUUCCUCAAGAAGCAGCAGAUUCGUGGAGUCCAUGAUAUUUCUUCAAGGUCCCCAUAUUAAGAGUUUUCUCUAGCGAAAUGAAGCCAGUAGGAUAUAUCUUCCUCCUGCUUGCACUGUAGCCCCUACAUUCUGCCUUCAUCCUCUUACCUGUCAUGUGUUAGGAGGGGGGAGGCAGAGACAUGGCCUGCUCUGCUAAUGAUAAUUGUCAACUUGAAAUAAAAUUAGAGUCACUAGGGAAAAGGGCCUUUAUGAAUGUCUGUUGAAGUGGGAAGACUCACCCAUCACGGAUGGCACCAUUCCCUGGGUAGAGGAUCCUGGGACUAGAAGAGUAGAGAAAGAGUGGAGCAACUGCCAUGUGUGCAUUCUGAUUGGUUCUCACGCAGAUGCCUUGACUCCCCUGCCAUUACCGACUGUAACCUGAGACUAUGAGCCAAAAUAAACCUCCUCUCCUUUAA